Molecule: messenger RNA, 4481 nt
Organism: Plodia interpunctella (Indianmeal moth)
Lineage: Eukaryota; Metazoa; Arthropoda; Insecta; Lepidoptera; Pyralidae
Product: sodium/hydrogen exchanger 9B2-like
Exons: 13
Coding region: 258-2543 (761 amino acids)
Biological process (GO): proton transmembrane transport
Cellular component (GO): membrane
Molecular function (GO): antiporter activity
Source: RefSeq, a predicted model, not a curated record
CUAGUGAAAACCCUGAACGAGGAAAUUCAACAAAGCUUCACGCUCCCACUCGCUCCAGUUCAAGGCCCCUACGUGAUCUUAACAAGGCGUGAACAUAAAGGGCCUCCGUCCUCACGUAAACAGACCUGCAUUUGUAUAUUUUUUUAUCUGAACUCUCUCACCUUCGAAGUGAAUAUCUAAUCGAACUGUCAACUGACUAUUUUUUUUUUGAUCAGUGUGAUAUCACAAUACGAUUGAAUGAAUAGUGUUUACUGAAGAUGAAAUCUCGAGACCGUCGUGCGAAACCCAAGCACGAGAAAAAGAGCGGGAAACAGGAGACUAAGGGCGGAAUAGUAACCGCAUCUGGUCAGGGCCGAGUGCGCGCCAAGAGGUCCGGGGCGGAGGCUGUGAAGCUGCACAUCCAGUCGUCCGGCAGCACGGGCAGGACGUCCAGGUCUGCCACGGCGGUUCGCAAAACAAGCGCCAGAAUGACGGCGAUAAAGGAAUAUCCCUUCGACCUAAGUGAUCUACAGAAUCAGACUAACGAAAAUAAAGAAGAGAAAAACUCGACACUUGUGCCUACACAGACGUCGUUAGAGGCAGAUGCUCCCACCGCGCUACCCCAGAACAUCGCCAAAGCCCAGACCCCGGACGGGAAGAGAAAAGUCUCCAUAAUGGCCGAUGAAGGCAGUAAAGACAGAGAAAAUAUUACAACAGACAGGAAUGGACGGGUUACAAGUACAGCAGAAGGGCCUUCGCGCCGCAAGAGCAAUCUACACAAUGCAAUGGCGGCAGAAAUGGACUCAUCAUGGGACCGACCGGCGCAUAUAGAAGGCAGAUAUAAGAAGUAUUCAACAACAUCCUCAAUUUAUUCCAAGAAAGCUCUGUCACAGCAAAGUGAGCACGUCGAAAGGUCCUGGUGGUACGCUUGUUGUCAAAAGUGUCAUCAAGAAGAAUCCGGAAUUCCUUCUUGGGAACCACCUCAUUGGCAGAAGUUAUGCCCUUACCCACUAUGCCCGUCAUACAGGACUUUCGCCCAAACCCUAUCAGUAUUACUAAUCGGUUUGCUUGCAUGGCUGACUGUAUGGAUCAUCAUGGGAGACACCGCAGCCCCUGGCGGCCAGUUGUUCAUGCUCACAGUGCUAACAAUCUGCGCGUACUUAGGAGGAUGGUUGUUGACCAAACUCACGACACUGCCAUCUCUCAUAGGCAUGCUCGUAGUCGGAAUUUUAAUGAAAAAUAUUGGCUUUGUUGACUUUGAUCCAUCCUACCAAAAAGUCUGUUCAUAUAUAAGAAAAAUAGCUUUGACAAUUAUUUUAACCAGAGCUGGGAUGGAUUUGGAUCCUACGGCUAUGAAAAAAGUUUUCUUUACUGUGAUUAAGCUGGCUUUGAUUCCAUGGUUGUUCGAAUGUAUUUUGAGUGCUAUAAUGGGCAAUCUGCUGCUUGGUUUACCAUGGGAUUGGGCAUUUUUACUGGGCUCCAUAAUCGCAGCCGUGUCUCCUGCUGUCAUCGUCCCCUGCUUAUUCCGGCUACGUGAGAAGGGCUAUGGCGUCUCGAAGGGUAUUCCCACCUUGGUGCUAGCUGUUUCGGGUAUUGACGAUGCUGCCAGUGUUGCUGUGUUUGGAAUCGUGUCAGGUGUUAUGUUUUCCGCUUCAUCGAUGACCCUGAAUAUUGUGAAGGGACCUCUGAGUAUUCUGGGCGGGAUAGUAUUUGGCUUCCUGUGCGGAUAUCUAGUAAAGUAUAUACCGGAGAGGAAUGACGCGUUCUUGGUGCCGUUGCGGGUGCUGUUGCUGUUGGCCGGCGGCGUGGUGUCGGUGCUGGGCUCCGAGGAGGUCGGCUGGGGAGGCGCUGGGCCACUUGCAGUGAUUGCCUUCGCCUUUAUGGCUGGUAAGAACUGGAGUGAACAGGGAUGGGAAAUAGACGACAAUCCGGUCGCCACUGCCUUCGAAAUAUUCUGGAUGUUCUUUGAGCCUAUGCUGUUUGCUGUGACCGGUGCCCAGGUCGUGAUAGCCGAGCUACCAUUACAGCUGGUAUUAGUGGGCAGUGGGAUUCUGGUAGUGUGUGCGAUACUGCGUGCCAUCCUCACUAGCGUGUGUGCGGUGCGCAGCAACUUGAACACCAAGGAAAAGAUCUUCGUGGGACUGGCGUGGAUGGCCAAAGCAACUGUACAGGCUGCCUUAGGUCCUGUAGCUGUCGACGAAGUGGGUAAGAUGUUGAAUGUGACCGACGAGAAGCGGGCUGAGCUAAUGAACUACGCCGAGAUCGUGGUCACAGUAUGCAUCAUGUCCAUUGUAAUCACCGCACCCAUCGGAGCCAUUAUCAUUACGCUCACUGGACCCCGAUUGCUGUCCAAGACGUCCAAACCACCUGUACUCGAAGGUUGGCGGCGGUCCCACCGGCCUUCCAUCCGAGACAUCUCCAUCAUCGACGAGGAAGAGCUGGCGGAGCGCGACGCAGAGGCGGACGAGCCAGCCGCGCCGCCCGAUAGCCCAGACCCGGCGUCGCCCGCCGCUGCCUACAGCACGCCCAAACCCAUCACCGUCCAACCCAACCACCGCACGUGAUCGUAACAGGUUGUCCUCAUUCAGAAAAAGUGGCGCGCUACGACGCGACACGGUAGCUAAUAAAUGGAUGUAUGUCAUGAUUAUGCGUGAUACAGUGUCCUUUAUAAUCUAAUAGUACGUACACAGCCAUGUACUGUACGACCAUACAUUUAUUAUUUUCGCAUCACGCCACUUUAUCUCAGUGAGAACGCGGGGUUAAGGUCGCGUGCAGUUCCGGUUGUGUAGGUUCCUUCCACCGAUUAUAUCGAACAUCCCAUGGUAUUUAAAAUCAGUUAUGUCUUUCUGGUCUAGGCUCUACACAUCAAGAUAUCGUGCUUUUUUUAUUUUAUCAUGUACUUACUUUCCUUUUAUAUGAUGGACCUAUUUAAUGGGAAAAUAAUACACAAGUACUUUUAUUGUAAAAUUAUAUAUAGCCAUCAUCAAGCAUACCUGACUUUGAACCAUAUUGUUUGUAACUUAUAAGUUAAUUCCGGUGGGUUAGUUUAGUAAGUAAAUCUUAUACGAAUGGCAUAAAAGUCUGCCAUACUCUUCUAUACCCGUCCAGUACACUUACAUUCAUCUGUUUUCAUUGAAUCUACAAUAUUUUUCAUCAAGCGAUUGAUCGCAAAUAAUUACAUUGAUCACUCACAUUCUUUUGUAUCAGUAUAAAAAAUACCUAGCGACAGUUCACUUCUAGGUCCCAAUUUUUGAUUUAAAACAAUUUUAAGAUAAUAAAUCCUAUUUAUUAAGUACUUGCAUACUACAUGGUAUACUAUUUUAUUUUAUGUUGUCACCACCAGUAAAACAUUUUAAGAGAAUCACAUAAGUAAAAUUGUAUAUAAUAAAUGUAAUUAGAGAAUUAGAUAAAUAGUGAUAAGAUCAUGUGAUAAACAGUAUAGGUACUUAAAUAGGUAAAUUAGUAGCAUCCCAUGCAUUUUAUUAAAAAAAUAUAUUCUACUAAUAUAUUUAAAUGUUAUUUAAGUAAUUGUAAAAAAAUCCCAGUUCAUUAUUUGUUAAACUAAAUUUCAGCAAAACUUUGGUAAAACUAUUCUAAAAAAGUAAUGUACUUAUUUAUAUUCUAAUGUGGGCGAUUAUAUUUUCUAAAAACAAUUGAUGUUGGUACAAAUCAUUACAAUUUAAAUACCUAUUUAAAAAAAUAUUUUUGUAACACUAUACCAGUCCAAAUAUAAGAUUGCACGUUUACACUUUAAGAUUAAGAAAAUAUAAUUAUGUAGAUGUAGGCGGCAAAUGUAAUGUGUUCAGUAUUAUGCACGCAUCUCACGAUGCAGUCGCCAAUUUAUUUGAAUAGAACCCAGUGUUUUAUAACAUUUUCGAUUUCAUAAAUACUAAACAUGAGUAUUCUAUUCUUAUUUUUGUUAAAAUAAUACUUAUUGAAAUUGUUACAUGCGUAUACUUGUACUAUUUAUGAUAUUUAUACUUAUAUUGUGCUAGUACUUACCCUUUUAUGGCACAAACAAAAUGCAUUCGUAAACUUAACACUUUUGUUAUGUAAACUAAAUUAUUAACUCAUUUAUUACCCAAUUUAUCUAUUAUUUUUAUAGACAUUGUCGUUGGAGUAAAUAAUUAUUUUUGUUAAAUAUAAUUAUUAAAAAAAUAUGCUUAAAAGUAUCAUUGUAUCGUACUCAAAUCCAAAUUCUCUUUGGCCCAGUCAUUGUAAAAAUAUUUAAUUAAUAAAUAAGUACUUAUUACAUCUUUAAUCAAACAACUUUAGUAUGUAAUUUAUAGGUACUUAUUAUGUAUCUUGGUUGUGCACUACGAUGAGUACUUAUAAUAGAAAUAUUUAGGCAAUGGUGCUGACUUGUAACUAUUUUUGAAUCAAUUACUGGACCAAGUAUUUCUAUUAACGGCAGGUUAUUUUUUGUCAAUAUUAUGUUUAUAUAAAUGUGUACAUACUUGUUACCGAUGAGCAAUAAAUGUUUACUAAGUAUUAGUAUUUAA